CCCAGGAGGGCCAGAGCAUAAAUGGCAAAAGCCAGGAGGGCGGCUGCCAUCCUGCCCAGCAUGCAGACCUCCGGCAGCAAGCCGUGCCCCUGCCCCAGCUUCAAGAUGCGGGAGGUAGCGUCCGUGUACUUCACCAUGAUCGCCGUGUUCCUGGUCAUCCUGGUGGCUGCCCUGCAGGGCUCGGCGCCCCGUGGCACCUAUUUUCCCUACAAGGUGCCCCUCGAUCCCCAGGGGCUGCUCGAGCUCUCCUGGAACGUCAGCUACCCCGAGCAAGCGGUGUACUUCCAGAUCCUCAGCAGGGAACUCAAGUUCGGGCUCCUCUUCGGGAUGUCGGACCGGGGAGAGUUUGAGAACGCGGACCUGGCCGUGCUCUGGAGCGACGGGCACAGCUCAUAUUUUGGGGAUGCCUGGAGCGAUGCCAAGGGGCACCUCCACAUGGACUCGCAGCAGGACUACCAGCUCCUGGGGGCUCAGAGCACCGCCGAGGGGCUCUCCAUCCUCUUCAGAAGAGCCUUCAGCACCUGUGACCCCAAGGACUACCUCAUUGAGGACGGCACCGUGCACCUCAUCUAUGGGAUCCUGGAGAAACCCGUCCGCUCCCUGCAGGCCAUCAACAUCUCUGCCAUCCACAGGGGGCUGCAGAGGGUGCAGCUGCUAAAGCCCAACAUCACCAUCCCCGAGCUGCCCAGCGACAUGAAGACCAUGGAGAUAACGGCCCCCGGCGUCGUUAUCCCCAGCCAGGAGACGACCUACUGGUGUUACAUGGCAGAGCUGCCAGACGGCUUCCCCAAGCACCACAUCAUCAUGUACGAGCCAGUGAUCACAGCGGGCAACGAAGCCCUGGUGCACCACAUGGAAGUCUUCCAGUGCGCCGCCGAGCUGGACAGCAUCCCGCGGUACAACGGGCCCUGCGACGCCAAGAUGAAGCCAGACCAGCUCAACUACUGCCGGCACGUGCUUGCUGCCUGGGCCAUGGGUGCACAGGCUUUCUACUACCCCGAAGAAGCGGGACUUGCCUUUGGCGGUCCGGGCUCCUCCAGAUAUCUGCGCCUUGAGAUUCACUAUCACAACCCCCUGGUGUUCAAAGGGCGCCGCGAUUCCUCGGGGAUCCGCCUCUACUACACGGGCAGCCUGCGCCGCUACGAUGCCGGCAUCAUGGAGCUGGGCUUGGUCUACACGCCGGUGAUGGCCGUGCCCCCGGGCGAGCCUGCCUUCGUCCUCACCGGGUACUGCACCGACAAGUGCACCCAGCGGGCGCUGCCUGCUGCCGGCAUCCGCAUCUUCGCCUCACAGCUCCACACACACCUGGCAGGGAGGAAAGUGGUGACGGUGCUGUCACGGGACGGCAGGGAGAGGCAGGUGGUGAACGCCGACGGCCACUACAGCCCUCACUUCCAGGAGAUCCGCAUGCUGAAGGAGCUGGUUGCAGUUUUUCCGGGCGAUGAACUCAUCACAACCUGCACUUACAACACGGAGGACAGGACCAAAGUGACCAUGGGCGGGUUUGGCAUCAUGGAGGAGAUGUGCGUGAACUACGUGCACUACUACCCCCAGACCCAGCUGGAGCUCUGCAAAAGCGCCGUGGAUCCGGGCUACCUGCACCGGUACUUCAGCCUCGUGAACAGGUUCAACGACGAGGAGGUCUGCACGUGCCCGCAGGUCUCCGUCCCACAGCAGUUUUCCUCCAUCCCCUGGAACACCUUCAACAGAGACGUGCUAAAAUCCCUCUACGGCUUCGCCCCCAUCUCCAUGCACUGCAACAAAUCCUCGGCCGUCCGCUUCCCGGGCGAGUGGGAGAAGCAGCCGCUUCCCAGCAUCACCGAGACACUGCGGGAGCCUGGCCCUCACUGCCCGCCUGCCCCGGGGCCUCAUCCUGCUGCCUCCGUGCCCAUCAAGCUGGGUGAGAUCAAGAGGGUCUGAGCCGAUUCCUGGUCCCCCUCGCCGUGCCAGCACCGCGAUGGGAUGCGCCUCUGCAUGGUGGUGGCACGGGUGGCCACGGGGAGCCUCGUCCCAUCGCUCCCCCCAUCCCUGCCCCAGCUCCUGCCUCCACCCAGGGGGUUUUUUAGGGCUCAUCCCUAGCGGUUCAGAAAGUACUCCGGGGAUGGAAAGCGCUAUAUUUAGUGCGUUAUUAGCAAGCCCGGCUCUGAGUAAUGCUGCUUUCCGCCCCCAGAAUAAUAACAGGGAGGUUUGCUAUUGUGCCAAACCCAGCGCGGCCCCAGGGAGGGGGGGGGGGAGAGAAACCUUGCUUCCCCGCAGGGAAACUGAGGCACGGAGCAAAGAGCAGCGUGGGAGCAGCACGCGAGCCUUCCUGGCACCCCACGGGCCCGUCUUGUUCGGGGUGGCUCUGCGGGGGCUCUCCCACACUGACACCCCCAGGGGGGACGGAGGGAGGGAGGGAAGGAUGCCGCCCGCCGCAGCCCCCCCGCCGAGCUCCCCCGCGCCGGGGAUUAUUCGCCUUGACGAGACCAGAUGCCAAUGGACGGGAACAAAUGAUACGUGUGUGAUGGGAUUUCGAAAGGGGGAGGGAUGGGGGGGAAGGGAAAUGGGGGGAAAGACAAACCUUUGGCAGGAAAAACGACUGCGUUCAAUACCUACUUGUGAAAUAAAAAGGAAAAAGGAUGCUUUUUGCUGUCAAGCUGCAAAGGGAAAACACUUGCUUGGACCAGAGGAAGGGUCCAGGGGAUGCAGGAGAGCCCGUCCAUCCCAGCCAGCCCCUGUGCCUCCGUCACAUCCAGAGGCUCCCCUUGCAGGGACCUGACUCGCUCGGUCCAUCCUCAAUGAAGGCUGGAGCUGCCCUGCCCGCCCCUGCUCCCCAGCACCAUUGGUAUCCCGUUGUUUUGGGGACAUCCUCCAUGGAGAACACGACCCUACACAGCUUAUAGGGUGAAAGCUGUGGGUUCUUGCAGGAAAAUACCAUUGUAUUAUCCCAGACAUGUGGUUAAUCCUGGCACAGGGGAGGCAUC
This is a messenger RNA of Oxyura jamaicensis (ruddy duck), 2963 nucleotides long. RefSeq names its product dopamine beta-hydroxylase (gene DBH). Gene Ontology annotation, biological process: octopamine biosynthetic process; dopamine catabolic process; norepinephrine biosynthetic process. The coding region runs from base 22 to 1920 and encodes 632 amino acids. NCBI's taxonomy places the organism in Eukaryota, Metazoa, Chordata, Aves, Anseriformes, Anatidae. The record is from RefSeq and is a predicted model, not a curated record. Gene Ontology annotation, molecular function: copper ion binding; dopamine beta-monooxygenase activity. Gene Ontology annotation, cellular component: secretory granule membrane. The transcript has 12 exons.